CUCAUCGCCAUGUCGACCACCCUGGAUACGCUGCUGGACCAGCCCUUCCAGAAGCUGACCCCCGAGCGGCUGGAUGGCUGCGAGGACACCGCCGGCCGCUACAAGGUGGUCCCCUGUGUUGUCUGCUCUAUGUGCUGUCUUUUCGGCAUCAUUUUUUGCUUCUUUGGCUAUCGCUGCUUCAAAGCCGUGAUGUUCCUGACGGGCCUGAUGUUCGGCUCUGUCGUCAUCUUCAUGCUCUGCUACAAGGAGCGCGUGCUGGACACCCAGCUGAGCGUGGAGGCCUCGGUGGGCAUCGGCCUGGGCAUCGGCACGCUCUGCGGCCUGGUCACCAUGCUGGUCCGCAGCGUGGGCCUCUUUAUGGUGGGCCUGCUGCUGGGCUUGCUGGUAGCCGUGGCCACCCUGGUCGGCCUGGAGGAGCUGUCCGACAGCCCGCCGCGUUCCGUCUGGGUGCCCCUUGGCGUGCUGCUUGGCCUGGGCAUGCUGUUCGCCGUGCUCACUCUGCAGUGGCAGCGCCUCUUUACCACGCUGUCCACCGCGAUGUUCGGUGCAGCAGUGAUCACGGUGGCGUUGGACUACUUCAUAGAGCUCUUCGCCCUGGUGCUGUACAUGUACGAGCGGCUGAAAGCAGCACCUGGCAAACCUGUGUGCUGGCUGACGUGGGUGGUGCUCGGGGUGUGGCCUGCCCUCACCCUGCUGGGUGUCAUGGUCCAGUGGAAGGUGACCGCUGAGGGAUACUCCCAUACCAAGGUGAUCAUCAGCCGGCAGCAGAGGAGGAUGCAGGUGAUGCGGAUUCGUCAGCGCGACGACCGCUACCGCAGCAAGAAGAAGAAGAAGCAGCAGCAUGGCGCCUCCUCCCACCAUCAAAACCCGGCCAAGCAAGUCUCUGAGCCCGCCUACCGUCGCAAACCAAACCCCAUCCGCCGCUACGACACGGACGUCCUCUCGCCGAGCUACAUCCAGAGUUUCCGAGACCGGCAGGUGCAGGCGCAGCCCUUCCCGGGACGGCUGGUUAUUGGACCCCAUGCCGUGGUGGACCUGGGCUACGACUGCAGCUCCACGACUCCCCUCAGCGGAGCAGCGGGACCCUCGCUAAGGGCCUGA
This is a messenger RNA of Limanda limanda (common dab), 1101 nucleotides long. RefSeq names its product transmembrane protein 198b (gene tmem198ab). The coding region runs from base 10 to 1101 and encodes 363 amino acids. The record is from RefSeq and is a predicted model, not a curated record. The transcript is spliced from 4 exons. Gene Ontology annotation, cellular component: plasma membrane; cytoplasmic vesicle. Lineage: Eukaryota; Metazoa; Chordata; Actinopteri; Pleuronectiformes; Pleuronectidae. Gene Ontology annotation, biological process: positive regulation of canonical Wnt signaling pathway.